AUGGCGGCUACAGGCCAGCCCCAGUCAAGUGACAGCCUGAGCUCUGCCCAGGCCAACGGCAGCGCGCUUGAUGAGUUGGCAAGCGCUCAGCAUCAGAAUGGUGCAGCCUCAAUGCACCAGGAGAGAUCCACCCAUCCACAUGGAAAUCGCAAGCAGAAGACCUGUCGGUUUUUUGCGACGAAGAAGGGUUGUCGUAGCGGCGAUGCUUGCCCCUACCUUCACGUAGCCCCCGAUCAAGGGGUACCAGAAUCAUCAGCCCCGACUUCGACCCCGACUCAAGCCCCUACCCAAAAACAAAGUAGGACGAGAGAACGCCAGGCAGUUUCCAAACCCAUUCCCAAAACUCAACAAGACUCACCCCGAGACUUCCAAAUUGGGCAACUCAGACGCAGAUUCCACCCGAAAGAGGAGCAGGAUGAUGCCGGCAAUACGACGCUUACAUUCAGUAUGGUCCCUACGGACCCGGACUUUCCUUUUGAUAUGCCCAAGCUAGAUUGUUCGCUGCGAAUCCCUCAUGAUUGGCCAGAGACCGACAGACCUACAGUUAGGGUUACUAACCCUGACAUGCCCAGGGGUUUUCAGAUUAAUGUCGAAAGAGGGUUUGAUGGAUUGAUAGAGUCUGCUUUGAAGGAUCAAAGACCUAUUACGCUACUUGGGUUGAUGAAUAGUCUAGAUAGAAAUCUGGAGAGGUUUCUGACUGCUGAAAAGGCGCAAACUAUCAAGAUUGUGGUCAAUAACAGCCGUAAGGUGAAGACGCCUGAACCGGUACCUACAAAGGAUAAGACAGUCCAGAAGCAAGUCCCUGAAGAAACAUCUAUCAGACAAGAGCACAUUGUUCCUGUACCAAAAUUGGUGGUGUAUACUCCUGAACAGCGUGAGGAGGCCGAAAGAAAACGGCAAUCAGAGACAAGACAACUCGAAGCUCGCUUGAACCGAAUACCUCUUUACAAAAAGCUCAACUAUGGACAGUCGUACAUUGUUCCUAUCACCCCUACGAAACCGGAGCGACUUCCGGUUCAUCUCCGGGCCGUGAAAUCGGUGAAACUAUCUGUGCCGCCACUCUAUCCAUUUCAAAAGAGUUCGAUUGAGCUCCAAGCGGUGGAUGCGAUGGAAGCGCGUGCUGUAGAGAUUGGCUUCAGAGAGUGGGUACGGAAAGGGCCUCAUACGACAUUGAUGGCGCAGGUGAAUUACCUCGCGCAUAACAUGCACCUUCUCAUCAAUACUCCAACGACAGAACCCAAACAGCCAGAGAUUCAAGCGCCUGCAGUAGCUGAAGACCUCGGCAAUGCUCCUACGGUAGUAGAUGAAGAUCAAGAUAGUAUCUCAGACUCUGAUCGACCGCACAUCAAAUUCAUCCCACGGCCGCCUGAAUGGUCAAUGCCAGCAGGUCCAGAUGGCGAGGAUAGCGACUCCCCAUUCGAGGAUAGCAGCGAUUCGUACGAGCACGACUCUGCAGAAGAAUCACAAGAUGGCGGAGCACCAAUCGGCGAAACGACUGGAUCGUCGUCGGUCGUCAAUCCGCCUGCACGGGGUACAGCCGUCAAUCUUCCCGGUCUGGAAUUGCAUGGUAUCGAACUACUUGAGACAAAAAUGAUUUCUGUCACUGUCAAAUGCGAUCGAUGCAAAGAGCAUACAGACAUCAAAAAUAUCAAACCGAUAGAUGACCCCAGUCAGCCUUCUCCGGUGAAAGUGGAAUCAUGCAGGAAGUGCGCUAAUACGUUCAAUGUCGCAUUCCGACGACAGCUAAUGCAUCCCAACUCCCAGAGAGCUGGAUACCUGGAUCUUGAAGGAUGCACAGCCUUUGACCUGCUACCAAGUUACUUCCAACCAACAUGCUCCGAAUGUUCAACCCCUUUCCCAGCACCAGGCCUCCUUGCCGUCCGCGGCGACGCAGCAAUGGCGAGUUGUCGCGAAUGUCAUCGCAAAAUGAACUUUAAAAUUUCCGAGGUCAAGUUCAUGGUUGUCGGGGUCUCUGCAUGUAAGUAUCUUCAGCCACAAUCAUACGACGCGUAUCACAUCAACGAAUCCUUGCGCCGAGAAAAAAGAUACGCGAGAAUCUGGGUAUCGUCGCCGGUCAAGAACUCCCUCGCCGCGGACGAUGUAAGCAUUACGGCAAGAGUUAUCGAUGGUUCAGAUUCAGCUGCUGCGCCAAAGUCUUUCCGUGUGACAAAUGCCACGACGCUGAAACAGAUCAUCCAAACGAACAUGGCAAUAGAAUGA
Molecule: messenger RNA, 2220 nt
Organism: Talaromyces amestolkiae
Lineage: Eukaryota; Fungi; Ascomycota; Eurotiomycetes; Eurotiales; Trichocomaceae
Exons: 9
Coding region: 1-2220 (739 amino acids)
Molecular function (GO): metal ion binding
Source: RefSeq, a predicted model, not a curated record